CGUACUUCCGUUCAACCUUGGAGACAACCAAUCAAGUCGACUCCCUGCUACGCUAGCUCAGCACUGGCAAAACAACAGCCCGUCGUCAGUUUCGAUCUUUUUUUCUGUAACCUCGCCACCGACAUUACAAACAAAAUGUUAUAUUAAUCAAAUAUCUUGUUGGUGGUUGACAAGAGGUUUGUUGCGGCGGCGGUCUUAACUGAAGUCAGAGCUAAUUGGAGCUUCUGACGCGCCGUUAGCUACUAGCUAGCCGUAGCUAAUAUCUGCUAUCUUGCGAAGGAAGAUGGGGUCUAUUCUGAGUCGCAGGAUCGCUGGUGUUGAAGACAUCGAUAUUCAAGCUAAUUCAGCCUAUCGGUUUCCUCCGAAAUCUGGGAAUUACUUUGCAAGUCACUUCUUCAUGGGAGGGGAGAAGUUUGACACACCACAUCCAGAGGGAUACCUCUUUGGGGAAAACAUGGACCUGAAUUUUCUUGGAAAUAGGCCAGUGCAGUUUCCAUAUGUGACGCCCGCUCCCCAUGAACCAGUGAAAACCCUGAGGAGUUUGGUGAAUAUUCGGAAGGACUCUCUGCGUUUAGUCAGAUACAAAGAUGACUCUGACACUUUGGUGGAAGACGGGGGAAAACCAAAGGUUCAAUACGGAGUGGAGUUCACCUUUGAUGCUGACGCUCGGGUCGCCAUCACCCUCUUCUGUCAGGCCUUUGAGGAGUUCUCCAAUGGCAUGCCUGUGUACACUCCAAAAGAUCCAUCCCUGGUUUCUGAAACGGUGCAUUACAAGCGGGGCGUGAACCAGCAGUUCUCCAUGCCAUCUUUCAAAAUAGAUUUCAGCGAGUGGAAAGAGGAAGAUCUGAACUUUGACCUGGACAGAGGAGUGUUUCCCAUGGUUAUCCAGGCGGUGGUUGAUGAAGGAGACGAUUGUCUGGGACACGCUCACGUACUUUUGGCAGCCUUUGAAAGGCAUGUUGAUGGAAGUUUUUCUGUCAAGCCACUGAAGCAGAAGCAGAUUGUGGACCGUGUGAGCUACCUCUUGCAGGAAAUCUAUGGGAUUGAGAACAAGAACAACCAAGAAACCAAGCCAUCUGAUGAUGAGAACAGUGACAACAGCAACGAGUGUGUUGUAUGUUUGUCGGACUUGCGAGACACACUCAUCCUUCCCUGCAGACACCUGUGUCUGUGCAACUCCUGUGCAGACACUCUGCGUUACCAGGCCAACAACUGUCCCAUCUGCAGGCUGCCUUUUAGGGCCUUGCUGCAGAUCAGAGCUGUGAGGAAAAAGCCUGGAGCUCUUUCUCCGGUGUCUUUCAGUCCUGUUCUGGCUCAAACUAUGGACCAUGACGAGCACUCGAGCUCAGACUCUGUUCCUCCUGGUUUUGAACCCAUCUCUCUAUUGGAGGCUCUGAACGGUCUGCGGUCCGUGUCUCCUGCCAUCCCUUCUGCUCCGCUGUACGACGAAAUCAACUUCUCCGAAGGGCUGGGAGGAGAUAGUCGACCGCUUAGCUCCCCAGAACAUUUGAGUGACGGAAGUUUGCAGAAAGGCAAAGUCAGCAAGUCACCUGACAGCACCCUUCGAUCACCUUCUUCUCCCAUCCAGGAGGAGGAUGAGGAGAAGCUGUCGGAGAUGUCGGACGCUCAGCCGCACACCCUUCUCUCCAGCAGCCCCGCCCCCACAGACGCCACGGCAACGGAGGACGCGGCGGAGUCGCUUUCUCCAGACGACGAGGACAGGAUGCAUUCUGGGGGAGACAUCCUGCAGGACUGCAGCAGCGAGCGCUGCGUCUUGACCAAAGCAGAGAGCGACCCGGCGGGCGAUCUGUCUCUUCCUGCUCUAGGUCCCGAUUCCUGCUCUAUUGGUAUGGAGGAAUAACUGGGUCGUCAGAGUCGACAGAAAGCCUGAAAAGUCAGAGCACAAACUGCUCCAGCCAGCCUCUUCUGUGUCCCACCAUGAGCCUUCAUAUGGAAGACGAACACCUGAACCCCUAACGGGAACCCACUCAUUCCUCCCACUUAACAUUUCCUCCCUCUGAUUGAUCUUAUUGGAUGAGAACAGAAAAGAAGAGGAAGUUUUUCUGGAUUUUGGAGGACAGUCUUAUUGAUUUAUUUCAGAGUUCAUGUCGAAAGACUGUGAAGAUACUUUGGUAGUCGGACUGAGAACGAUGUGUUUUCUUAAGAUUUCAUCAACUUCUUCUUCUGUAUUCGUUUGCCUCAGUCAGUCGGUCCGUCAGACGGCUGUCUCCUAAUUCCACUACCUUACACGGUGGUGCUUUUAAGCACACUUACUUUACAUUUCCUUAUACGUUUCUUGACACUAAAAGCAAAAUAACUUAUAAAUGCAGUUUGUGGUUAAAUAUUGUAUCCUGUAGUGAAACAAGUAUAAGUUAAAGGCCUUUUUUAGCUCUUAUUAGCUAAAAAAAACACCUUUUGAGUUAGUUUUGAACAUUAUUGUUAAAUCAUUCCUUUUAACACGUAUGUAUGAUGAAAUUCUGUGCAGUUCUUUGCUGUUUUAAACAUUGUCCGUUUAACCAUUUCAAAUGAUGUAAGAUAUUUACCAGAACUACCCUGUGCUUUUACGAAAUGUAUACUUGCAAAAUAUGUAGGAAAAAACUAGUAAUGAAGUAACUAUAACUUUGCAGAUUAUUUCAGAUUUUUAUGACCAUUCUAACAGCUGAAAUCAAAGAUCGCUGAAGCCUGAAACCAGCUUCUAGAUGCUUCUCAAAAGCAGCACAGCGAGCGAGUUUGUCCAGUUUUUUUCAUUUUUUUUUUGUUGCAGGAACAGCUGUUAGCUUACAACGUAGCUGUAAAGUUGGGGGUCGCAUUCGUAUGGGCACAGCAGCUUUAUCUAGUUUGGUCUUUUAUGUGUAGCACCUGCAUAUAGAUCCAUGUGCCUUGAAAUAAUAUGGCUGCCUGCUCGUUGCAACGGGCAUUAGUGUUCUUACAAAAGCCCAUAAACGGCUUCUGACGCCCAUGUACAGAGCUUUUUUUUGUUUUGUUUUUUUUGUAAUGCCGUCGCUACAACGACUUAAAAGUGAUGCAUUUAAUGUCAGUAUCUAGGUUCAGGUGCAAUCUUGUAAUGUUUGUGUUACUGAAAGAAAGCUGCAGAGUUUGUAUCGAACGGGCUUGCGAAUGCUUUGCUUGUGAGUUGAGACCUCCCCCUCUCUGCUUUUAAAUACUGCUGCUUUUCUUUGUCUUUUUUCCCCCCGCGCCUCCUUUUCUGUGCCAUUUCAACUCGACACUGUGCCUUCCUGUUCUGACCACUGUCGACCUGGUAUCCAGGAUAACUCCUCAGUAGGUGGUGUCCUUCUCGCCGUCUCUCUGUGUAUAGAAGCAUGUGUAUAACAAUAAAGAAACAUUCAUUAUCCCAA
Molecule: messenger RNA, 3356 nt
Organism: Oryzias melastigma (Indian medaka)
Lineage: Eukaryota; Metazoa; Chordata; Actinopteri; Beloniformes; Adrianichthyidae
Gene: mgrn1b
Product: mahogunin, ring finger 1b
Exons: 17
Coding region: 284-1861 (525 amino acids)
Biological process (GO): endosome to lysosome transport; negative regulation of G protein-coupled receptor signaling pathway; protein ubiquitination
Cellular component (GO): nucleus; early endosome; plasma membrane
Molecular function (GO): ubiquitin protein ligase activity
Source: RefSeq, a predicted model, not a curated record